Diospyros lotus (date-plum) is the source of this 2273-nucleotide messenger RNA. RefSeq lists its product as uncharacterized. The transcript has 4 exons. The record is from RefSeq and is a predicted model, not a curated record. Lineage: Eukaryota; Viridiplantae; Streptophyta; Magnoliopsida; Ericales; Ebenaceae. Bases 1164 to 2273 code for a protein of 369 amino acids.
GUAUAAUUUUUACUGCUUUUGGACCCAACGAGCCUAAGGAUAUCUCUGAUAAGGCAAGUUCUUCUUACCUAUCUCGUCGUUUCUGUCGUUGGCGAUUUAUUGGGCCUCCCUUCGUUUGUUUCGGCCAUUAAUUAAUUAUGAAGUUUUUAAACGGUUAGUUUAAGAUUUAAUUUAUUAAAUGGAUUUCGUGGGUUUUAUUCGUUGGUUGCCUACGGGGGUUUGUGCCACCCCCCUGCCUGUUGGGAAUGAUGCCGUACUCACCCGGGGCUAGGUUCUUAGCGGUUCGGGUAUUAAUUGGAUUUUUGGUCAUUUUCUGGCUGGAGCGGUUGUGCAGUGGGGGCUAGGAUCGAUGGUUCGGUGACGGAGUGACUGUCGUACGGACUACCUUAGGCCGCCGGCGAGUCUCUCCUACCCACUGACCGUUGACCGGUGCCAGGCACUGCUAACUUGCUUAGCCGUUAUGUGAUUAUAGCAUGCCUGCUUAUAUUUUAUUCUCGUUGCAUGGCUUGAUGUGCACAUGGGUACGGGCUGCAUGUUGGGAUUAACAUGAUUUGGUUAUGCUUGGUCACGGGCAUUUUAGCUUGAUUAUGAUGCAUCCAGCACGGGCAUAUGCAUCGUGUGUGGCUUACUAUAUGGGCGGAGCAUGGCCUGAUGCUUGGAUGUAUGGGCGCCUGGUAUCACGUUGAUGCUCACUACGCCAUUGCAUUUUAUGUGCAUUGCAUGGCUACUGAUAGUAUUUAGUUCUCGGACGGGAGUACCGUUCCGAGGGAGCCUAUGGCUCGGUUGUCGGGAGUACCGACGUGGAUACGGGUGACGGGAGUACCGCCCCGGGACAGUGCGCACAGGUUUGUUGAGGAUAUUGUUGCCUUCCAGGGCAGCGGCAGGUUGGUAUGGGACUUGGGUGCCAGGUGUCUUGUGUGGGCCCCAAGGACCGGUAUGUGCUUUCACUAUACUGCACUGUUGUGUUGUAGCGUCUCAUGACUUGUGUGUACUUGUGGGGCUGUGUUUGGGAUGGUCUCUUCUUUUAUUUAUAGCCUUUCAUUUCUUAUAAACUUGCUGAGUCUUGCGACUCACCUUGCUUUCCAUCAUUCCAGGUAAGGGUAAAGCAAAGGCCGAGGGCGAGGAUCGUUCCAUUUAGCAGCCGGCCGUGUUGGUAAGGUAUCAUGGACGCACGACGUGGGCGAGGUCGUGGUAGACCGUCGGCACGAGGUAGAGGACACCUUGUCCCUACUCCGGAGGUUCAGGCUACAGGUGCGGGAGAGCAGAGACAGCCAGGGCCACCAGAUAUGCAGGAGACAUUAGCGGGUAUUUUACGAGCUGUAGAUGUACUGGCAGCAUCUCAGUUGCGACAGGAGCGCAGACAUGAUGAUAGGACCGCUACGGCCCAGGCGUCGCAUUCAGGUACGUCGGGAGCAGGGGACGGUUCAGGUGCUACAGUGCUUAGAGAUUUUAUGGCCUUGCGACCACCAGAGUUUAGUGGAGGCGCUGAUGCGACGGUGGCUGAGGAUUGGUUACUAGCGGUGGAGAAGCAUUUGAGAUCCAUAGACUGUGCAGAGGCCCACAGAGUUCGGCUGGGGACUUUCUUGUUACGAGGUGACGCCGAGCGGUGGUGGGAGACCACCAGACAGAGAUAUGGCGAUGGAGGUCCGUCAUGGGCACAGUUCGUCGAGGCGUUCAAUGAGACCUAUGUACCAGCUUGGAUCAGAGAGCAGAAGGUGUUUGAGUUCAUUCAGUUACAACAGGGCAGUAAGACAGUUACGCACAAGUUUCAGAGGGGGUUACGACCAGAGAUCCGUCAUGCCAUGGCUGGUAUUGAGGCCCCUGACUUCCCUACGGCUGUUCAGCGAGCCCACGCGGUGGAGAGGGAUCGAUUGGAGACCCGAGCAGAGCAGUCAGUCUUGAAGGGUGCAGGGAGCAGCAGUAAGAAGAGGAAGUGGGAUGCAUGCAGCCAGAGUUCGGGAUUUCCACAGUGCCGGCAGUGCGGGCAGAGACACCAGGGGCAGUGUCGGGAGGGCAGGAGAUUAUUUGUUUUCGCUGUGGACAGAGGGGCCACCGAGCGAACAGGUGCACCCAGCCAGCACAGAGUGGAGGGCCACGGACUGGAGGUGUGGGGCCCAGACCAGCUCAGAGACAGUCUGCACCUAGGGCGCAGGGUUCAGGAGCGCCAUUACCUCUUCCAGCAGCACAGCGCCCAGGACCUACAGAGAGAGUUCAGAUGCAGGGACAGGCAUUUGCAGUGUCAGCGGCCGAGGCAGCUGAGAGCAGUGAUAUAG